This is a messenger RNA of Sarcophilus harrisii (Tasmanian devil), 992 nucleotides long. RefSeq names its product claudin 1 (gene CLDN1). NCBI's taxonomy places the organism in Eukaryota, Metazoa, Chordata, Mammalia, Dasyuromorphia, Dasyuridae. Gene Ontology annotation, cellular component: plasma membrane; bicellular tight junction. Gene Ontology annotation, biological process: bicellular tight junction assembly; cell adhesion. The record is from RefSeq and is a predicted model, not a curated record. The transcript is spliced from 4 exons. Gene Ontology annotation, molecular function: structural molecule activity. Bases 308 to 943 code for a protein of 211 amino acids.
UUCCCACCAAAGCGCUCGGGCUGGGCCGGGAGGCGGGGCCCAUUUAAAUCUGGGGCCGCGCGGGGGAGGUGUCUCAGUGCAGGUGCCCUCGGAGCCCGCGGCGGCCGCUUCCCCAGCGCAGCAGCCCCGGCAGGAGCGCCCCCCUCCCCGCCGCCCCUCCGAAGCCCCGCUCGGGAGCCAUCGCCUCGGAGGCGGCGGCCGCGGCCCCUUCCCCAUCCCCGCCGCCUUUCCUUCGGCCCGCGGCCCGACGGGGCGGGAGUUGAGCGCCCGGGAGCGAGCGAGGCGGGGAGGCCGGCCGGCCGCCAGCAUGGCCAACGCGGGGCUGCAGCUGCUGGGCUUCAUCCUGGCCUUCCUGGGCUGGAUCGGGACCAUCGUGAGCACGGCCAUGCCCCAGUGGAAGAUCUCCUCCUACGCGGGGGACAACAUCGUGACGGCCCAGGCCAUCUACGAGGGCCUCUGGAUGUCGUGCGUGUCCCAGAGCACGGGCCAGAUCCAGUGCAAGGUGUUCGACUCGCUGCUGAACCUGAGCAGUACCCUUCAGGCCACCCGUGCUUUGAUGGUCAUCGGGAUCAUCGUGGGACUGAUCGCCAUCUUUGUGGCAACUGUGGGCAUGAAAUGUAUGAAGUGCAUGGAAGAUGAUGAGGUGCAAAAGAUGCGAAUGGCCGUCUUUGGGGGAGUGAUCUUCCUUGUUUCAGGUCUGGCUGUCUUGGUUGCCACAGCAUGGUAUGGAAAUAGAGUUGCUCGAGAGUUCUAUGACCCCAUGACACCAGUCAAUUCUAGGUAUGAGUUCGGGCAGGCUCUCUUCAUCGGCUGGGCCGCAGCUUCCCUGUGCCUGCUGGGAGGUGCCCUCCUUUGCUGCUCCUGUCCCAAGAAAACAACCUCUUACCCAACUCCUCGCCCGUACCCGAAGACCACACCCUCCAGUGGAAAGGACUAUGUGUAACAGAAAGAAAGAGCACACAGUGGCUUGAGGAGAAAAAAAAAAAAAGGAC